CCGCGUCGCGCGCCCUCCUCCAGCCUCCCUCCCUGCUCCUGCCCUAGCUUCCCGCCCCGCUUCCUUCCGCCGGGCGCGAUGGAGCCGGGGCGCCGGGGGGCCGCGGCGCUGCUGGCGCUGCUGUGCGCGGGGUGCGCGCUGCGCCCCGGCCGAGCCCAGUACGAGCGCUACAGCUUCCGCAGCUUCCCGCGGGACGAGCUGAUGCCGCUGGAGUCGGCCUACCGGCACGCGCUGGACCAGUACAGCGGCGAGCACUGGGCGGAGAGCGUGGGCUACCUGGAGAUCAGCCUGCGGCUGCACCGGCUGCUGCGCGACAGCGAGGCCUUCUGCCACCGCAACUGCAGCACCGCGCCCCAGCCCGAGCCCGCCGCCGCCCCCCUCGGCCGCUACCCCGAGCUGCGCCUCUUCGGGGGCCUGCUGCGCCGCGCGCAGUGCCUCAAGCGCUGCAAGCAGGGCCUGCCGGCCUUCCGCCAGUCGCAGCCCAGCCGAGAGGUGCUGGCCGACUUCCAGCGCCGCGAGCCCUACAAGUUCCUGCAGUUCGCCUACUUCAAGGCAAAUAAUCUUCCAAAAGCCAUUGCAGCUGCUCAUACCUUCCUCCUGAAGCAUCCCGAUGACGAGAUGAUGAAGAGAAACAUGGCGUAUUACAAGAGCUUGCCCGACGCCGAGGACUACAUUAAAGACUUGGAAACCAAGUCAUAUGAGAGUCUGUUCAUCCGGGCGGUGCGGGCUUACAACGGCGAGAACUGGAGAACGUCCAUCACAGACAUGGAGCUGGCCCUUCCUGACUUCUUCAAAGCCUUUUAUGAGUGUCUCGCAGCCUGUGAGGGCUCCCGGGAGAUCAGGGACUUCAAGGAUUUCUAUCUGUCCAUAGCAGAUCAUUAUGUAGAAGUUCUGGAAUGCAAAAUACAGUGUGAAGAGAACCUCACCCCGGUUGUCGGAGGCUAUCCAGUGGAGAAAUUUGUGGCUACCAUGUAUCAUUAUUUGCAGUUUGCCUAUUAUAAGUUGAAUGACCUAAAGAACGCAGCCCCCUGUGCAGUCAGCUACCUGCUCUUUGACCCCAAUGACAAGGUCAUGAAGCAGAACCUGGUGUAUUACCAGUUCCACAGGGACAAGUGGGGCCUCACGGAUGAGCAUUUCCAGCCCAGACCAGAAGCAAUUCAAUUCUUUAACGUGACUACACUCCAGAAAGAACUGUAUGACUUUGCAAAGGAAAAUAUAAUGGAUGAUGAUGAGGGAGAGGUUGUGGAAUACGUGGACGACCUCUUGGAGGCGGAGGCGGCUGGCUAGUUCACAGAGACUGAAGAGACUCUCCCUCAAUGUUGAGGAAACAAACUCUUUGCCUUCCUUCUCCCAAUAGCCCAAGUGGUUGAUACCUCAGAGCUUUCACUUUAUUCAGUGAAGUGAAAGGAAAGCGCCCGUCUCUC
Messenger RNA from Talpa occidentalis (Iberian mole), 1424 nucleotides. RefSeq names its product cartilage associated protein (gene CRTAP). Gene Ontology annotation, molecular function: collagen binding; protein binding. Gene Ontology annotation, biological process: collagen fibril organization; peptidyl-proline hydroxylation to 3-hydroxy-L-proline. The record is from RefSeq and is a predicted model, not a curated record. The coding region runs from base 79 to 1287 and encodes 402 amino acids. Gene Ontology annotation, cellular component: endoplasmic reticulum. NCBI's taxonomy places the organism in Eukaryota, Metazoa, Chordata, Mammalia, Eulipotyphla, Talpidae. The transcript is spliced from 7 exons.